Messenger RNA from Thunnus maccoyii (southern bluefin tuna), 2653 nucleotides. Its product is annotated as NACHT, LRR and PYD domains-containing protein 1b allele 3-like. Lineage: Eukaryota; Metazoa; Chordata; Actinopteri; Scombriformes; Scombridae. The coding region runs from base 433 to 2439 and encodes 668 amino acids. The record is from RefSeq and is a predicted model, not a curated record. The transcript is spliced from 2 exons. Gene Ontology annotation, biological process: regulation of apoptotic process.
AUGUUGGGCCAGUAGCCUGCGGUUCCAAGAAACAAUCCUGUAAACCACGUCCCCUUCUCCCUCCAUGUGAAACACCAGACGUGUCACACUGCACUGAUACAGGCCUGGACGGGAGAAGUGGAAGCUGUAAGUUUCCUCAUUUUCAUCAACAGUGAUAUCAGGCAUAAACUCCUCAAAGUUGUCUUUUAACAACAUGUUAGGUAAACUUUCAGCUCUUGUAAAGUUCUUGUUCUUUGCAGAAGGUAUUUGACUAAAUGCAGGCACACUGUGAGAACGAGGCAAGCAGCUGGAGUGUCUUCUCCUCAAACUGGGAUACGAGGAGCAGGUUUGGAGGCUCAAGCAACAGGUGAAUAACACAGGAGCCAAAAAGAAGAUUGUGAAGAAACUAUUUUUAAACAGCUUUUAAGAGGAACACAUUCACAUCAAGAGAAGAUGAAAAGUAGAAAGAGUGAAGAGCAGCAGUCAUGCUCUGCUCAGAACAAAGGAGGAGUUUUCUUUCACCCUGACGUAAAGGCCAAGAAAAGGCGGCUUGAAUACCGAGAAAAAUCAACUAACACAAAUCCAAAAAGUCAAACUCUCUUCACACAAAACAAGACGACUUCAGAGGAGAAAGAAUCAGAUGUUCAUGAAUCAAAUGAGGGUGCUUCGUAUAGCUGUAGCACUUCCAACACUGAAAUUGCAGAUGAAGAAGAGGGAGAGGAGCUACUCGGCAAUGUUGGACAAUUAAGUAUCGAGCACACUUCAUUUGUUGUUCAAGACAUAAAAUCAAGUAUCGAGAGAGUCCCUUCCUCAAAGGACUUAGCUCCAACCCCCAGUAACAGACGCAAAGUUUUAGUUCAAACAGUGCUAGUGCUACCAGACCAGUUACAAGACAACUUGUCCCCCACCUGGAGCAGUGAAUCUAAAGGUGAAGAGGGGGAGGCAUCCAUCCUCUCCGCCCUAAAUUCACGAUCAAGUGGAUAUUCUUCAUGUGGGGAUUCUGAAUAUCUGUCUGGGCUAACUCCCACAACUUACUACACAUCACCACAACUCCCAGUCAGCUUUAGCGGACUAUAUAGACAAUAUUUUUCUAAAGAUCCCCCUGUGCCCUCAGUAACUCACUCAGGACACCCACGGGACCUUAGCGGACACUUUUCAGCUACAAACACCCUGCCAGCCCAUUCACACCUCCAACUCUCCUCCACAGAUUCCUCUUGGACCAGGAAAAUGUCAAACCACUUACCUCACUUUCACAGUAUUCCUUCACUGAGCAAAAUCGACUUUGCAAAGAACAACUGUACUCGAGCAAUAAGUUUACCUAACAUGUUGUUAAAAGACAACUUUGAGGAGUUUACACCUGAUAUCACUGUUGAUGAAAAUGAGGAAACCUACAGCUUCCACUGGUCCCGUCCAGGCCUGUACCAGUGCAGUGUGACACGUCUGGUGUUUCACAUGGAGGGGGAAGGGGACGUGGUUUACAGGAUUGUCUCUUGGAACCGCAGACUACUGGCCCAACAUCACAAGAAGCCUGCGGGACCCCUGUUUGACAUCAAAUGUCUCCAGCAGUCUGUGUGUCAGCUUCAUCUCCCACACUGUGAGAUCCGCUCCACAGGUGGAUGUGAAUUCUUGUCAGUUGCUCAUGUGAUUGAUGAGGGCAUCGAGUUUAUUACUCCUCAUCAGAUAACAGAAACUCAUGUCAUUAUAAACAUCACAGGGUUUUCUGGUUUCGGUAAUGUCAAGGAUGAAGACUCUCCUCCUGACCCGGUCCGAGCGCUGGUGCUGCUGUUCUACAGACCCCCGACUGAUCCUGAUCCAGAAUCUCUCAUCAAUGUGUUGUUGCUACCAAAGAACGUCGUGCUGCGUGAUGUGCUGCGCAUGAGGAAGAAGUUAGUUGGAGAUGAGAGGUACAUCGAGACACCUGCACACUGUAAACUGCUCCCAAAGCAGGAGUACACACUGUCCACUAGUCCUGAAGACGACUCAGUUCUAGUUCAACCAACAGAAGCAGAAUUUGAUGAGGAGUCCUACGACAACUACUUCCCAUCAUUCCAGGUGAAUUUAAAAACAGUCAUGAAAAAUAUUAAGCUGUUUUUGAAAGACACCAAAAGCUCCCACUGUGUCUGGGAAAGACAUGUUUGUCUUUUGUCCACUGGAGUAAGAAGGACCUGUGGGCCGAGUGCUCUGACCCUCCCUUCAAACGAGAGGCUGAUGGACAUACGGACCUGCUUCAUCGAUGGGAUAUCAGGACCUGUUCUCAAAAGUCUGCUGGACAAGAUGUUUGAGAAAAAGGUGAUAACUGACUCUGAGAGGGAGUCAGCGGACGAGAUGCAAAACAAAAGCGACAAGGCUCGUUUUGUCAUCGACACAGUGAGGAAGAAAGGUGAAGCUGCGAGUUCAGAGAUGAUUGAUUUUCUCUGUGAGGUCGACCCCUUCCUCUGUGAACAUCUUGGGUUGAUCUGAAGCACAAUGAAGAGGCGGGAAAUACACUUUAUGUUGACCUGGUGGUUAGAAACUGAUCAUCCAUUGAUCUUGAUCAAUAUAUAACUAUAUACAAAGAAAUCACAUCCAAAACUUUAUUGAUCUGGUCUGAUACAUGCACACUUAUUGAUUCUGAUAUUUAUUUAACAUCGUGUUCACUGUCUGCAUGAGCUCUGUCACUUGAUGUUGACGUGGG